Molecule: messenger RNA, 786 nt
Organism: Candidozyma duobushaemuli
Lineage: Eukaryota; Fungi; Ascomycota; Pichiomycetes; Serinales; Metschnikowiaceae
Gene: PEP12
Product: SNAP receptor
Exons: 2
Coding region: 1-786 (261 amino acids)
Biological process (GO): vesicle fusion; intracellular protein transport; Golgi to vacuole transport
Cellular component (GO): membrane; SNARE complex; endomembrane system
Molecular function (GO): SNARE binding; SNAP receptor activity
Source: RefSeq, a predicted model, not a curated record
AUGUCAUUUAGUAACCCCUUCCAGGACGAUAUCGAGAACGAUGCUUCUUCGAACCACUAUAAGGAUUUCCCUGAGUUUGAGACUCUAUCUCAAGCUAUAGACAACAAUUUACACAACAUCAACAACAGCCAGCUAGUGUCUAUGAGGAACUUGCUAGGACAGUAUGAGAAGUUACUACAUAGUGGGAAUGACGCUGUUGAUUCUGAAAGUUCGAAGGUACCACAGGAGAUUCUGGAAGUCUCGACAAAAUGUACCGAGUCCUUCAAAAAGAUCAACAAUCUUGCCAAGGAGUUGAAUGACUACCUCACCCGGUGUGAAGACAAUCAUGAGGACCCAGAUGCAUUAAGGUAUCUCCGUCAAAAGGAAGGAAUUCAUGUGAGCUUAAUACGUUCCAGUUUACAACAGUACCGCCGUCUACAACAGAGAUACUCCGCACUUCAAAAGCAGUUUGUAACCAAAAUUCCUGGAAAUCAGAUUGAGGAACGAACUGUGGAGGAGCAGGGUGCCGGGCCUCAGCAGCAAAGCAUUCAGAUCGAAUAUGAACCAGUCAAUGCCGAGGAAUUAGAGCAGCAAACGCUUUUAAUCGAAGAAAGAGAGCGAGAAAUUCAACAGAUAUCGCAGGACACACAGGAAAUCAACGAUAUCUUCUCGAAUCUACAAGAUAUUAUUCAGGAGCAACUGUUUCAGAUCGAUACUAUUGAAGAGAAUAUCAAUAGCUACAGUGCCGAUGCUAGAGGGGCCUCGGAUCCAGUGGGCGUAUGUGCUGUUGUCUCAUCAUUCUUCUAG